Molecule: messenger RNA, 3787 nt
Organism: Nycticebus coucang (slow loris)
Lineage: Eukaryota; Metazoa; Chordata; Mammalia; Primates; Lorisidae
Gene: GNAL
Product: G protein subunit alpha L
Exons: 12
Coding region: 297-1625 (442 amino acids)
Biological process (GO): adenylate cyclase-modulating G protein-coupled receptor signaling pathway
Cellular component (GO): heterotrimeric G-protein complex
Molecular function (GO): G protein-coupled receptor binding; GTP binding; GTPase activity
Source: RefSeq, a predicted model, not a curated record
UCCCGCGGCGGCAUUUACCGUAGCCGGGGCCGGGCUAGCUGAGGCCGGUCGGCGCGGCCAGUUCUCGGCGUCAUCAGGUGAUCUACAGCUGCCGCCGCCCCUGCACCCAACUGAAGAUGCGAAAUGGCCCCGUGGGGCAGUGAGGGGCGGUGGUCCUCGGCCCGGGCCCGCCACGCCCCUGUUCUGCAGCCGGCCGCCCGCAGCGCCGCAGCGGUUCCGCGCCCAGCAGCCCCGCGCCCCUCUGCUAGGGUCCCUGUCUGAGCGCGGCGCGGGGACCAGGCCAGCCGGGCGCCCACAUGGGGCUGUGCUACAGCCUGCGGCCGCUGCUCUUUGGGAGCCUGGGAGACGCCCCCUGCGCCGCCUCGGACCCGCGGAUGGAGGACGCGGCCCCGGUCAGCGCGGCCGGAGCGGACACUGCCCGGACCCAGCUCCCAGGGGGCGGCGGCGGGAGCCCGGCGCGGCCCACGACCGACACGCCGAAGGAGAAGCAGCGGCGCCCGGAGCAGCUGCGCGCCGAGGAGCGCGAGGCCGCCCGGGAGGCAAGGAAAGUCAGCCGCGGCAUUGACCGCGUGCUGCGCGCGCAGAGGCGGGACCUGCAGCGGACGCACCGGCUCCUGCUGCUCGGGGCUGGCGAGUCUGGGAAAAGCACUAUUGUCAAACAGAUGAGGAUCCUGCACGUCAAUGGAUUUAAUCCGGAGGAAAAGAAGCAGAAAAUUUUAGACAUACGGAAAAAUGUUAAAGAUGCUAUUGUGACAAUUAUUUCAGCGAUGAGUACUAUUAUACCUCCAGUUCCACUGGCCAACCCUGAAAACCAGUUUCGAUCAGACUAUAUCAAGAGCAUAGCCCCUAUCACUGACUUUGAAUAUUCCCAGGAAUUCUUUGAUCAUGUGAAAAAGCUUUGGGACGAUGAAGGCGUGAAGGCGUGCUUCGAGAGGUCCAACGAGUACCAGCUGAUUGACUGUGCACAAUACUUCCUGGAAAGAAUCGACAGUGUCAGUCUGGUGGACUACACACCCACAGACCAGGACCUCCUCAGAUGCAGAGUUCUGACGUCGGGGAUUUUUGAGACACGAUUCCAAGUGGACAAAGUCAACUUUCACAUGUUUGAUGUCGGCGGCCAGAGGGACGAGAGGAGGAAAUGGAUCCAGUGCUUUAACGACGUCACCGCCAUUAUUUACGUCGCGGCCUGCAGUAGCUACAACAUGGUGAUUCGGGAGGAUAACAACACCAACAGGCUGAGGGAAUCCCUGGACCUUUUUGAAAGCAUCUGGAACAACAGGUGGUUACGGACAAUUUCUAUCAUCUUGUUCUUGAACAAACAGGAUAUGCUAGCAGAAAAAGUCUUGGCAGGGAAGUCAAAAAUUGAAGACUACUUCCCAGAGUAUGCAAAUUAUACUGUUCCUGAAGAUGCAACUCCGGACGCAGGAGAAGAUCCCAAAGUCACGAGAGCCAAGUUCUUUAUCCGGGACCUGUUUCUGAGGAUCAGCACAGCCACGGGUGACGGCAAACACUACUGCUACCCCCACUUCACCUGCGCUGUGGACACGGAGAAUAUCCGCCGGGUGUUCAACGACUGCCGCGACAUCAUCCAGAGGAUGCACCUCAAGCAGUAUGAGCUGCUGUGAGACCCGCCUGCCCGCUCAAGUCUGCGCCCCAUGUCUGUGCUCUCUGUCCCCACCCGUGUCCACGCACCAUGUCCUCUUGUCCCAGCCGGCAGGACGUGGUGAGUUUCUACUUCCUCGUCCUGCGACCACUGCACCUCGGUGACCUCUGCCCACCCCGGGUCUGGUCUGUCACCUGUUUUCUUUGAACGCAGCCUGCUGCAGCCUCCCUGCCACCACCCUGCUCGGUGGCACUGCAGUAAGGUCCCUUUGGGCCCCUCUUUGCUCACUCAUUCACUGAGUCAUUGCAGAGAACUCAGCAGACAAGACAGGCGCUUCUUCCUGGCUCCUCGGCAUCACUUCAGGCAUUUGGGGCAGUGGGCCCAGGGCUAGCAAGUGACCAUUCCUUGUCUGCCAGGCCCAGGACUUAGAAUAGACCCCAACCAACAUGACAAGAAACCCUUUCGGGGUUGUGUUCAGAGUCGGUUGGCAGCCUCAGGCAUUUGAAUCAGAACUACUUCGAACCUUCUGCAUUUACAAGGAAAACCUGUCACAGUCACCACUGCAAAAUUUGGCUUGUCCAAAACUGGUUCUCUAAACUUGCCCCACAAAGUGGAUGUACGCUUCUUUCCUAGAUUCUCUGUGCUAUUGUUUCCUUGCUGGUUUAUUUUACUGUACAGACCACAAAAUGUAAAUUCUUUUAUAUAACUACUAAGGAAAAAUCCUAUAGAUCUUUGUGCCUUGAUCAUAGCUAUACCUAUACAAGACAUGUGUUUUAUUGUGCUAAGUAGCUUAAUGCCAACAUUUCCUGCCUCUUAGUCUGUAAAAGAAAAGGAAUGACAUCUGCAGAAUUUAGUGUGUUUGAGGUCAGUCACGGUGAUCCUUGAAAUCCUGGCACUCUGGGUAGCUGAUGCGGGAGGAUUGCCUGAGUACAGGAGUUUGAGACCAGCCUGAGCAAGAGUGAGACCCCAUCUCUACUAAAAAUAGAAAAACUAGCUGGGUGUUGUGGGGGGCACCUGUAGUCCCAGCUACUCUGGAGGCUGAGGCAGAAGGAUUGUUUGAGCCCAGGAGUUUGAGGUUGCUGUGAGCUACCCAGGGCAUUGGGUGAGACCCUGUCUCAAAACAAGUAAAUAAAAAGAAUUUAGUAUAUUUUAUCAGGUUGAUACUUUAUAAAAGACUACCCAAUUAAAAGAAAAUAUUGUAAGGUAUACUCCUUAAUCACCUACACCUUACCAACAGUGUCUCCCCAAGGUGGCAAGAUGCCCCAGCCACCUGCUUGCACUUCUUGGAGCCUCAACUGUCAAACCUGAGCUGAGUCAGAGAACAAAUCUAAUGUUCUUUCAGGGAGCCAGGGAUUUUCUUUUUUUCUCUCCAGAUACUGUUUUUCUUGAUUGUUAAAGACUAGUUAAAGCCUUGCUAGUUAAAGACUUCUCAGCAAUUCCCUAUUCAAAGCUUUGGACAUAGGCUCUAUCACACAAGUAAACAGACAGCAAGAUAAAAACAAAAUGGCACCAAAUGUAUGUGUGUUUGGCCUAGGAGAAUAAGGAUGGCAUCUCCAUUUGCAUUUUGAAGAAGAAAAUUACAAACCUCUACUUAAAAUGUAAAGUCAAAAUACAUGGCUCUUUCUCGCACUUGAAGAUUUGCAAGUGCAACCUCAAACAUUACGGUGCACAAACAGCAUGUACAGAGCAGGUCUGCUGAGCAGGACACUUCACCUCACAGGUUGUUUGCAGCCACAGCUGCCAGGGGAGUUUGCACAGGUGCAAAAUAGCCUGUAAAAAUGUCCAAAGUUAAGGUUUCAACAAUACAAAUCUAGAGAAGUGAAUGUCUACAUUAUCUCAUUAAUUCCCUUUUUUAAUUUCCCUUUUAGUCUUUAAUAUUUUAAAGUAUACUCUGUAAAUAAGCAUUUUAUAAUCCUUUAUGAAUUCACCCAGAUUCAAAAUGCUCUUUUUUAAGAAAGGAAGACAGCAUUACAGUCAAUCCAGUAAACACCUUUUAUCUCAUUAUCACCAUCUUCCUGCCCCUCCUAUCAACUGUCUCAGGAAACUCAGUUGAACUGAGACAUAAAAUGGAAAUUAUUUUCAGGUUCCCUUGUACUUUCAAAUUAAAACAUGAAGAAAACUGGAAAGAUAUAUUCCCAUAAAGAAGCAUGUUGUUGUGCAUCAGAUUACUUAGCAAUUCCCCUC